GUUCCGUUGGAGAAGGGAGAAGAUCAGAGCGAUUAACAAACACGCGAAUGGUCAGAGUCUUUUAAUCGAAGACUUGGACUGUUUUUUUAUUUUUACGAUGGCCCCAGACGUAAAGAGCGACUCUUGGAAAAAGUCCACGGGCGGCCGAGGCAACGAUAUCGUGCCAAAAAGAAACACGAGGCGCAAACUGUCAUCGAUCUUCGACAAGGAGAAAAAGCCAAAAGGCGUGGAGAAGUCGCCCAGUGGGCCCUUGAGGGACAUGCGGCAGUUCAGCAUGGGCCGGCUGAAGAUCCCGACCGUGAGGACGUCGCCAACCAGAAGAGCCUUCCGGUCCGGCGCUGACAAACUCACCAAGACCUUUCAACAGAUGAAAAUCAGCGUAGAUAACCUCCAUCAGAUGCUGAAGGGUCGGACGGCCAGAAGACACACACGCCUGGAAAACGUGGACACGCCAUUUGCGACGCCCCAGACAAGAAGCAAGAAGCUGCUGGGACGGACGCCUACAAAAUUGUACAGUCCUUUUGACAUCGACACCACUCCCAACGGAGGACUCAUCUCGCCAACCGUUUCAGACACACCCAAACGCGCAAGACCGUAUUCGCACAAACUGUUUAAUUUGGAGCAGCAGGAAAACCAAAGGCCAAUGACGAGGAGCAUGGUUCAAACGCAAGCAAUGUUGACCAUGCCGUCACCAGCCUGCAAACAUUUACUUGAUUAACUUGUAUGUAACGAUGUUUAUCAAAGGACGGGCAGCAUAAAUAUACAUCAAAGCCUCCAAGCCGCAGCUGCGUAAUUCUGAACGAACAAAUUUUUAUUUUUAGUACCGAAAUUGGUGAUAAACUUUAUCAUAAUCUGAAUAAAAAAGAUCCAAAGGAAAAGAAAAUAGCCUAAAACAUUUUGAUUUGAUUUGAAGUGCAUUUGUGUCACAUCUUAAAACGUCAAAUUGAAUGAUUAAACGAAAUUGAAAAUCAUAAAAUGUCCAUGUGUUAAUGUUAAUACUUAUAUUGAUGCAUGUAUACUUUAAUUUACCAGAGGCAUGUUCUACUAGUGACCGCCCGGAAAAUUAUGUAAAUUCUUGAUGAAAGACAAAAUUGAUUAUUUUAUAGUUUUGAGUAGGUCUCAUUACCAAUAUUUUAUAAAUAUUUAAACACAUAUUUGUAACUUGCCUGAUCGCUGAUGUAAAAAGACGCUUUGAAUACCAUGAAAUACUCUACCUUACAAUUAUUAGAACAAUCUUUACAUAUCAUCCUGCCAGUGAACUAUUCUAGUAUGCGCUAGUAGUUUUAAGUAAAUAUAUUGUGAGCAACUUUUUUAUAAUUAUGCAUGGCAAUAAUAAAAUCGAGUACUUUUAAACCUUUUA
Molecule: messenger RNA, 1360 nt
Organism: Cloeon dipterum
Lineage: Eukaryota; Metazoa; Arthropoda; Insecta; Ephemeroptera; Baetidae
Exons: 3
Coding region: 98-718 (206 amino acids)
Source: RefSeq, a predicted model, not a curated record